AUGGCCCACAGGGCAAUACUCACUCCAAUUGCGAGGCGAGUAGCCUUACCCGCCCUAAGGAAAUCUUCAACUACAGCCAAUGCAUCCAUAAAUCAUUUUCGGCGUGUAGUGCCAACUGCAGCUCCGAAAAGCAACCGGGCAUCCGCUGCGAAAUCCUCUGGCUUCACGGCCGAUUCUUACCCUGAGAUCAUACGAGACCCUCGCUUCGCCAAGUUAACGAAGAAGCAUGUCACCUAUUUUAAGCAGCUUCUUGGCAAGGAGUCCGCCAUCAUCGAUGGUGUGACUACCGACGAUAAAGCAAGUGAGAUUGAACCCUACAAUCUUGACUGGAUGCGGAAGUAUAAGGGCCAAUGCACCUUGGUAUUAAAGCCCGGAUCUACCGAAGAAGUCAGCAAGAUCCUAAAGUAUUGUAAUGAAAACCUCUUGGCAGUUGUUCCCCAGGGUGGAAACACUGGUCUGGUUGGGGGUUCUGUACCUGUAUUCGACGAGAUCGUGAUCAGUACUGCCCGAAUGAACCAAAUUCGAUUCUUUGAUGAAUUGAGUGGUGUCUUAGUUGCGGAUUCCGGUGUCAUACUAGAGGCAGCCGAUCAAUACCUUGCUGAGAGGGGUUAUAUCUUCCCCUUAGAUCUGGGCGCAAAAGGCUCCUGUCACAUCGGUGGCAACGUCUCCACCAAUGCUGGCGGGCUCCGAUUACUACGCUAUGGAAGUUUACAUGGCACUGUCCUAGGCAUCGAAGCAGUUCUUCCUGAUGGCACAAUUCUCGAGGACCUAAGCAGGCUACGAAAGAACAAUACCGGUUAUGACUUGAAGCAGCUCUUUAUCGGCGCUGAAGGUACCGUGGGCAUAAUCACCGCCGUCUCAAUUCACUGCCCACAACGAUCAAAGGCUAUCAACGUCGCAUUUCUCGGUGUUGAGUCGUACGAAAAGCUCCAGCUGGCUUUCAGAGAAGCUAAGACGCAACUUGGCGAAAUAUUAUCCGCUUUUGAAUUAAUGGAUUCUCGAAGUCAGGAUAUAUUCCAUAAGGUCAAGGGGAAUAAGCGUCCACUUGAGGGGGAAUACCCCUUCUACUGUCUUAUAGAAACAAGUGGAUCAAAUUCUGAGCACGACAGCGAGAAACUAGAAAAGUUCCUCGAAGACGUCAUGACCAAGGAGCUCGUCACCGAUGGUGUCGUGGCGCAGGACGAGACUCAACUUAGAUCGCUUUGGGCUCAAAGAGAAGGCAUCACAGAAACCAUUGGUCAUUGGGGAGGGGUAUACAAGUACGAUGUCUCGAUUCCGAUAAAGGACAUGUACCAACUCGUGGACGAUGUUAGAACGAGACUCGAUGAGGCCGGAUUGAUUGGCGAAACCGACGAGUUCCCUGUUGUGGAUGUCGUUGGAUAUGGGCAUAUGGGUGACUCGAACUUACAUCUCAACAUUGCAGUCAGGAGAUACGAAAAGGUGGUAGAAAAUGUGCUCGAGCCAUAUGUUUACGAAUGGAUCAGCCACAAGGAUGGUAGCAUCAGCGCCGAACACGGCCUAGGUCUAGCGAAGAAAAAGUACAUUGGCUACAGCCGGGGUGACACUACGAUAACAAUGAUGAAGCAGAUAAAGAAUCUUUAUGAUCCGAAAGGAAUUAUGAACCCGUACAAAUACAUAUAG
Molecule: messenger RNA, 1641 nt
Organism: Hypoxylon fragiforme
Lineage: Eukaryota; Fungi; Ascomycota; Sordariomycetes; Xylariales; Hypoxylaceae
Product: D-lactate dehydrogenase 2 mitochondrial precursor
Exons: 2
Coding region: 1-1641 (546 amino acids)
Cellular component (GO): mitochondrion
Molecular function (GO): FAD binding; catalytic activity
Source: RefSeq, a predicted model, not a curated record